AUGAACAAACAGCACUUGCUAUUAGUUACCACCAACCCGAUAGUACAAUUUGUACGGAUUAGUUAUUUACGCUAGAAGAACAACUGACCGUUUGCGAAAGAGCUUCCCCUCCUGAUGCAGUGAACAACUUCAUGUUCGUCUCAAUAAUGCCUUCGGCUCUCAGAAAUAUGGGCGCAUUGUGCUAGUCAAACAGAUAGUCCAACGAUAUUACAAUGAGGCGGGCUUUAGCAUCAAUCCAUCAUGUUUCCAGUUCCUUCUCCCGCUAUGUGUACUCGAAACGCUAUUCGCAGGUUGUUCGCUACGAAGUCCGCUGACCUAUCUCUACGUACUGCCCUCUUUUUCCCCGGCCACGGAGUUCAACGUGUUGGCAUGAUAACACCCUGGUUAGAAGCAUUCCCCAGAACAGCGCGACCUUUCCUUGAUGAAAUGGACAGUACAAUGGGCUUUCGACUGUCUCGUUUGAUAGCGGAGGGUCCAAGUUCGGAACUGAAUAUGACGGCAAAUUCACAACCAUCGGUGAUGGCAACCUCGAUAUUGAUUCUCCGGAUACUAGAACAAGAGUUUGGGUUCCAAACACAGGACCGUGUUGAUGUAACUCUUGGGCAUAGCUUGGGAGAGUACGCUGCUUUGGUUGCUGGAGGGUAUCUACAAUUUGCAUCCGCACUCGAAAUGGUCCGUGGACGUGCAGAAGUUAUGGCCGAGUGUACUCGCAGGGCUCAACAGAAAUCCGGCGAAAGUUACGGAAUGGUUGCAUUGAUCUGCGAAGCAGAUCGCCUACCCGCACUUAUUGCAGCAAUACAAGAGUUCCUUGGACCUGGGUCAGCGGGCUCUAGGGAUGAUUCUAGUUAUGAAAUGGCCUCAAUAGGCCAAGUGCUCAUCGCCAACGUCAACUCUAAGAACCAGAUAGUCCUCAGUGGAAGUCUGGAAAGGAUCAAGACGCUCCUUGUUCAAAUUCGGCAAUUUGGUGGCCAUGAUCCACGUGCUGUGAGGUUGAAUAGCGAUAGUCCUUUUCAUAGUCCGAUCAUGACUCCUGCCGCCCGCUAUAUGCGUACACGUUUGGAGAUAACCGAUAUUACCUUUCCAACGGCCAUACUUUGUGUUUCUAACGUCACUGCGACUCCCUUCAAAUCAAAGGAAGACCUCAAGGACCUGCUAUCUAGGCAAUGCGUUGAAACAGUAAGAUGGUGGGACAGUAUCAGAUACCUGCAUCAAGAACGAGGUGUCAAGAGAUGGCUAGGAAUUGGUCCAGGGAAGGUUGGGAGGAACUUAGUAGGUAAAGAAGUUGGCCGAACCUCGGCUAGAGGUGGAGGAGUCUGGGCCAUAUGUGACCCAAGAGAUGUGGAGGAUACCUUGCAAUCUCUUGACAAAUGUGAAACGGAGGCCCCUUAGAUUUUGAUUAACAAGCCAAAGAGAAAAAAGGGUCAGUUUCUGCGACUAUUGGCAUCGAUAAAUAUGUUUGAUUGUCUUUAUGGAAGCGUAGCAUGUUACCAAGUUCUAUGAAAAUCUCAUUGCCAUUCAUAUGUCCCAAGAAUGACUCAGCUGUUCGGGGCUUUGAGUAAACACCAGUCAAGACAACUAAUAUCACGAUCUCUCUACUGCGUCACCGAUACUACAUAAUAUGGUCACUCCCCUUUAAUCCACCUACCACAUACUAUGACCCUCCGUGUUGACAAAGGCAUAAGACCGGGAGAGCGCAGUCUAGAACUGAAAAUGGUGUAUUGAGCAGCUCGACCCUGGUGUAUGGGGUCUCCACCGCGUGCACAGCUCGGGCUGAUGAUAAUGGAUGAUAAGUUGCCUGUGCCGUAGUAAAAUGGGAUAUUGAUAGCAGUAGGCUAAACGGGUAGCCUGAGUAUGUCUCAAGGUCUUUUAUAGCUUCAUUCUGAUUGCGGUCCGAAAUAGCAAUCAGAUGAUCGUAAGACUAGGCGACCACAUAUCACCGAUUCGUUUGACCUCGGCUAUGAAUUUCUUGUCAUUUAUACCCAAUGGAGCGUCAGUUGUUGUUUCGA
Molecule: messenger RNA, 2006 nt
Organism: Talaromyces stipitatus ATCC 10500
Lineage: Eukaryota; Fungi; Ascomycota; Eurotiomycetes; Eurotiales; Trichocomaceae
Product: malonyl CoA-acyl carrier protein transacylase, putative
Exons: 3
Coding region: 241-1389 (382 amino acids)
Biological process (GO): fatty acid biosynthetic process
Cellular component (GO): mitochondrion
Molecular function (GO): [acyl-carrier-protein] S-malonyltransferase activity
Source: RefSeq, a predicted model, not a curated record